Ostreococcus lucimarinus CCE9901 is the source of this 2445-nucleotide messenger RNA. RefSeq lists its product with no specific name. The coding region runs from base 1 to 2445 and encodes 814 amino acids. NCBI's taxonomy places the organism in Eukaryota, Viridiplantae, Chlorophyta, Mamiellophyceae, Mamiellales, Bathycoccaceae. The record is from RefSeq and is a predicted model, not a curated record. The transcript has a single exon.
AUGGAGCGCGCGGUUCGCGAAGCGCACAGACGCGGGGGCGUAGAGCGCGCGACGUCGUCCGACCGCGGUGCCUCGCCGAGCGCCGCGCGCGCGGUGACGCCGGCGACGUUCUUCGCCCCGCUCAUCGCGCGCGGCGGAUGGCGCUUCGUCGGACACGGUGCGCGAGCGCAGACGUACGGCGCGAUGACGCUGGUGCCGCCGGGACACGAGAAACGGUUGAGAGGGAGUAAUGCGCCGUGCAUGACGCCGGGAGAGGAGUGGGAGGACGCGGACGACGAGGAGACGAGACGCGCGCUCAAGGCGUGCGGACUGCUCGUGGCGAAGAACGCCGCGCUGAUGGAUAAACCGAAAGCCGGACGGUCGAAACCUGCGCGCGUUGGGUUGCGAGACUACAUCGCGCAAAAUUUGAAGUGCAUGAUAAGCGCGAUGGUGGCGAUGCGGGUGAGCGCGACGGUGUAUAGACAUAAACGUUGGACGUUUGAGUGCUUCCGAGAGGUGUACCGAAAGCGCAUGGAGUUGCGCAGGCGUCUCGAAAACUCACGGGUCAGUGCGCUGGGGAAGGAGUCUCAGCGUUCGCUGACCACGCUUUUGCGUGCUUUCGACACGAUGAUGGAGCAAAUGUGUGAUCCUCGCGGGAACAUUCGCGCGGCGUUUUACGACGGGAUGGUGGCGUGUCCGUGGGACGUCGACUACGAAUGGCAACAGAAUGCAGCAUUUCACGAAGACUUGUACAGCGUGCCGUACGCGACGAAUGACGACCGCGAUAUGACACACUCAUACGAAGUGCCAGAUUUACCGGAGGCCUCACAUAAGCGCGUGUUCGAAGGACAAGAUUCGAUGUCGCAAGAUUCGCGCGCGUCCACGGGCACGGACGACGCCGGGGUGAUUGGCGGCAAGCGCAAGCAAGCCGAUUAUGCCGACGGUGUCACGGUGCGUCGGUGCCGAAUCAAGCCUAGCAUGGAUGAGAUUCCAUCCAUCGUGGCGUUAGAAAUGGCCGCGGAGAUUGACGUCGUUGCCGCCGCGACGGCACACUUCUUCGCCACGUGCGACUUAUGCACCGAUGGGCCAACCUUCCAUGAGUAUUUGACGCUGGUGACGUCAGCGUACGAUUUUGCGUUCGCGACGGAAAUGCAACUGUCAUUAGAGAACACGGUGAUUCCUCAGAUGCGCGAGAAGCAGUUUCCAGAUGACGCCACUUUCCACUACACGCUUCUCGCGCAGUGCUACUCCUCGUCUUCUCAAGCGACGCAGUUACUCAAGCUACUCAGCAGCGAUCCGAAUCCGUUAUUACACAUCUCGUUGAUGCAACGAAUUGAAGGCGUAUUCAUCACGUCCAGAGAUGGACCCGACGAUAAAGCAGACGCGAGGUUUGAUCGUCUGAUGCGGGACUACGCUGAAAGAGUGGCGUCGGCUCAUCACAAACGACCGUGCUCCGUCAAUGGCUCGCAUAUGCAGUUGCACUAUCCUCCGCCGAUUCGCACGUGGAUCGAAACGUGCAAAUUAUCGAAUAGCCAACUUUACUCGCCCGCUGUGCCGAGUUUCGAGGCGCUAAUCGAACUGCGUAGCUCAUCGCCAAAUGGUUGGGUGGAAAUCUCGCGCGAAGGCACGGGCUAUUGGACGGCCGUGAUGACGAAGUGUGGCAUACCCGCGCAGGCGGUGAACGUGCGCCUGGAUAUCAAGCGAUACGGCCCAGAGGACGCGCGCGAACCUCCUCCUCCUCUUCCGCCGAGCUCAAGGCCGUUCGUGGGCAUUCAUUAUGACUUACCUGACGUGUGCUCGGAAUUUGGCAACUUUGGCUUGCUCCUCAACUGCAUGCCUCGAGACGAAGAUUUAGCAAUUGAGUGUCUGAGAAAUUACACUGGAAGCACAAUCGCGUUAGUGGGCGAGUGGGUCGGCUCGACCGCUGGUUCGCGCUUCGUGCGUCGACUCGCAAAAAGGUUUGAGUUCGCGACCACCACAGUCUUGCCAUGGAUCGGCGAUUCCGCGCACGAGCUCAGUAUUUGGAAACGCCGAGCGGAAAAGUUGACGAAGCAGAAGCGUCGCGACGACGCGCUUUCUCGACGCGACGUGUUCCCCGCGGUGAAGAAAUGCCAAGUCGCCGGCUGUCAAUCGAAGUCGCGCACUAUGUUCUGCUGUCGUCUCUGUCGCAGCGCCUUCGUGUGCUCCGAGCAUCUGCACGCCUUGCAUGAUGAGUACGAUCUCGCGCACGCCACCGAGCACUGCGUACGGCUCCUGCCGACGCUCGAUAGAUUGCGAGGAUACGAAGUCGAACUGGCGCACGGUGAAGGCAAGAAGCAAAUGCGAAGCGAAACCAUCAUGGCGUUUAAUCCAUUCAUCGCGGGUGUCGACUGCUGGAUGGUGGACUAUCGCAAAAGUUCAAAUGACGUGUACGAAGACGUGCAAAUAAGCGUGCCCCGAAUCGAACGCGUGGAAAACUGGGAAUGA